ACACCGGUUGAUCGUGUGACCAGACUUGCUUACGAUUAUGCGCGUUCACAACACGCUCAGACGACCACACGCCGCCGGCGUUCCGUCGCUUCUACACACUCGUCCGUACACACGAAAUUCAUCAAUUAGAAGACAAUUAGAAGACGGCGCGAGAAGACCACGCAGCGCGAGCUCGAUUGCCCCGAAUGCAUGGACCGUUCCGUUGUGCGUGACGACUGAAGGUAGCAGCGAAAUAUUUGGCGCCCGUGUAGGCUUGACGCAACUUGACGAGCACUCGCACGAUGUUCAUACCGAUGCUCAUUCUCCGCGCGCGUGUACAGGUUACGCGUGUAUACACCCCGCACCGUGAAAGUGUUUAACGACGUAUUUUUCAUUGACGCACUCGUGAUUUUCGCGACGGUCUCAUUACCGUUCGACAAUAAGCUCGACGAUUGCCGGACCAUAUCGUUGACUCGAUGUAUGAACGAUUCGCGAAUUGCUCUAACUACACAAGAAACAAGGUUAUGAUUAGACGAGCACACAGCACGCUCCGACGUAUGCUGCUGGUUCUCACGUUCCUCCUCGAUGCUCGUUUCGAUGCGGGUUCACCGUUGACGAGAGAGAUGCGGAAAGUCAGUGUGCGAUCUCGCGAUCUCAGUUCUGCACGAGCGUUACCGACGCGACACACAGGCACGGCUGAAGGCUACCGCGGAAGUGAGGGCGUAAUUGCCCUAGCCGUCGCUCGUUCCCCGCGCGAGUGUUUAGGUUACGCACGUAAACACGCUCCGCCCUAGCGAUCUCGCGUGUCGAACGAGUGUCGGCAGUGCCGAAAAAGUGACGUGCGUGCGAAGUAUAUUUUACGUAGAACUCUAUUUUCCGAUGCAACCGGUGUCUGCAUCGCGUUCGCGUUUGGUGUUCGUCCAAAUGACACCGUUUACCAUUAUAUCAAGUACUUUAAUGAACGGGUGUGUGUGAGAGUGUGUUUUUCCGAUUGGUCCGUGUUCCGGUCCGUGUUCAACUC
Messenger RNA from Solenopsis invicta (red fire ant), 1000 nucleotides. RefSeq lists its product as uncharacterized. The record is from RefSeq and is a predicted model, not a curated record. The transcript is spliced from 2 exons. The coding region runs from base 456 to 773 and encodes 105 amino acids. Lineage: Eukaryota; Metazoa; Arthropoda; Insecta; Hymenoptera; Formicidae.